This is a messenger RNA of Notodromas monacha, 4285 nucleotides long. The record is from the annotation of a GenBank genome assembly. NCBI's taxonomy places the organism in Eukaryota, Metazoa, Arthropoda, Ostracoda, Podocopida, Cyprididae.
AGAGCUGUGAAAAUAAUACUGACAUGAGUGCCGUGAUUACUUGCGGAGUGCUCACUGUGAGUGACACCUGCGCCGCGGGAACUUCAGAGGAUCGAAGUGGACCCGUGUUGUGUCAACUGCUUGCUUCGGGCGAGCUCGGCAUCCGAGGAGAGAUAAUAGCGAAGGACAUUGUGCCUGAUGAUGUUGGUCAGAUCCAGAGUGUGUUGGUGAAGUGGGCAGCUGUGGAGAAACUGGAUCUCGUGGUCACAACUGGUGGUACGGGGCUGAGUCCGCGAGACGUCACACCUGAAGCAGUACGAGCCGUGAUUGACCGUGACAUAUUCGGGAUGUCGUAUGCCAUGAUGGCUGGCUCUUUGGAUAUCACACCCAUGGCCAUGGUGUCACGUCCAGUUUGUGGAGUGAAAGGUAAUACAAUCAUUAUCACGGUUCCUGGAAGCCCAAAAGCAGCUGCUGAAUGCAUGAAAAUCGUCAAGCCAGCGCUUCCACAUGCCUUGGACUUAGUUAAGGGAGCGAAUAAAUCGGGAGUCAGUCAGCUUCACAGUAAAAUGCAGGGACAUCGUUGCCCUGGGCAUUCACAUUAUUGUCCCGAGUACGCGGCCCUCAAUUCUCUGGUACCCCGGCGAGUUGAAGCAACAUCCGUUUUCAGGAGAACGGUUACCGAAGAAAGUGACGCACCUGUUGCAUCAGACCCAUCAAAUGUCGCUCGUCGUCAUCGUCACUCACCGUUUCCCAUGGUUUCCAUUGAAACAGCCUUGGACGCUGUUCUAAAGAACAGUAAAGUCUCUCCACGAGCUCCGGACAUUUUGGAUGUGCGAAAGUCAGUUGGAAGAGUUCUGGCGACUGAUGUUUCCUCAUCUUGUGAUAUUCCGCCAUUUGAUGCCUCCAUCAAGGAUGGUUAUGCUGUGAAUGCUGCAGACGGGCCAGGAGAAUAUGCGGUGAUGGAUGCCAUUACAGCUGGCAACAGUUUGAAGCAAGAUUUCACGUUGCAAGAAGGGUAUUGUGUUAGGAUCAGCACGGGUGCUCCGUUGCCACAGGGUGCAAAUGCUGUUGUACAGGUCGAGGAUACAGUAUUGUUGGAGUGGGAUGAAGAAUCAAAGGAAGAAAAGAAAAUCAAAAUCCUGACCAAUCCAACAACUGGACUAGAUGUGAGGACCAAGGGCAGUGACCUGACAAAGGACACCUUGAUCAUGAGAGCCGGAACGAAGUUGAGUCCUGCAGACGUUGGAAUACUAGCAUCCGUUGGAAUAACUCGAGUGUCUGUCGUCCAAAAGCCGAAAGUAGCUGUUCUUUCCACGGGCAAUGAAGUAAUGGAUCCCUUUUCCCACUCUUCCGGCGACUCCGGCAUGGAUUUACCUUCGGGAAAAAUCUGGGACUGCAACUCGACAACUCUGACUUGUCUCGUGGAAUCGAAAGGUCUCGGAGACGUGGUUGUGUGUCGAACAGUGCCUGAUGAUGUAGUCGAGCUCGAGAAGGCAUUGCGAGACAUUUUGAGCGAAUGCGACGUUAUCAUCACGUCUGGCAGUGUUUCCAUGGGCGAGAAAGACUUGCUCAAGUACGUUUUGCAGCAGAAACUGGGUGCGACUGUUCACUUCGGUCGCGUGAACAUGAAACCCGGGAAACCCACUACAUUUGCCACCACUUCGGACGGGAAGUUGCUUUUCUGCCUCCCCGGAAACCCCGUGUCUACAUUUGCAACUGCACAUUUGUUCGUCGUGCCUUGUUUGAGAAGACUGUGUGGAGAAGGUUUGCCGAAUAUUUUGUGGGUGGGUGUAGAGCUCGGAGAGGAUUUUGCGCUUGAUUCGCGACCCGAAUUCCAUCCCGCGGUGAUUCGUAGACGAGGGAACAGGAAGUUACCCCUUGCCUUUUCCACUGGGGAUCAGCGAAGUAGUAGACUCAUUAGAGCCAGUGGUGCUGAUGUGCUUUUGUUUUUACCCGCUGCGGAAAAUUCUGUUCUCAGGAAGGGUGAAAUUGUUGAAGGACUCCUCCUAAAAUUUCCUGUGGACCAGAAAAAAUUAUGCAGACUGGCACUGGUCUCCAAACCAUGGGUUGGGGAAAAUGAUUUGUCGGUGCUGCCCAACUCCAAAGUGACCAAGGGCCACAUAGCAGAGAUUACGAAACAGACCCAGGGAGUACUGUACAAAGUUUCCUGGAUGGAAGAUGUCCACAAAAAUUGUGAUAUGGAAUGCGAUCAGAGUGAGGAGAUCUCAAGCAGUGAUGGGCGUGUGGUGCCGGCGUGUCAACAGCAUUUUGCUGAUUUUCGCGACUAUGAAUCUGAUGAUGACGAGGAAGAACCGUGUUCUUCAUCCAACAACGCUUUGUUCUGCUUGCCAGUUUAUAAUGGGACGCAAGUGUCAGAGUCGGAGAACAACCCAGGUUCUUCCUUGAUGACCAUCUCUGGUCGCAAGCACAAGAUUUACACGGAAGCGUUCAAAGAAGAAGCUGUGCGUUCGAGUCGCGGAUUGAGUUUGAAAGCUGGAGCGGGUGUUUGUAGAAUUGAUCCGAAAACUUUGGCAGUGUGGACGAAGGAGGUUGAAAAGCGACAGAAAGCCUGUUGUGCAUCAGAAAAUCCAGAAGCUGCGUUUGUCGCUUGGCUUCAUGCGACGUCUGUGGAAAAUCAAGCCAUUGAUCGAAAGUCCGUCAUUGACAAGCUCACCGAGUUUUCCGGUGCUAUUAAUAAACUGAAACCGAAAGGUUGGUUCGUCCAAUGGACAGCAAAAGUUGUUCCAGACCUGAUGGCUGGAAUAACAGUUCCGCUGGACUCACGCAUUCAGUUCCCGUACAAAUUCAAGCACAUUGUGGUUCAGCUGGCCCAACGCCAAACUCAGCGAUCCCUUUCAGUCGCUUUAUCAAUUUCGAGGAAACAAAUUGCAGAUUGGAUGAAGAACUGUGAGACGAUAGUGUUUGAAGCUGCCAAGAACUCUGAGCGAACUGGGCGCAGGUUCGGCGUAACUGCUGUGAAGCAAGAAAAAGCAGAAAAACGGUUGUAUGAAUGGUGCAUGAACCGACGUCAAGAACUUGGUUGUCAGCCAAAGUUUGAGGAAGUGCAGCAAAAAGCAAGAGCUUUGUUCAUAGCGAGUGGAUUUCCGAGACUGAAGUGUUCGUACGGUUGGUACAUGAGAUGGAAGAAUCGGUAUGCAGUGGAGCAAAUGAAUCAUCCGUAUGACGAGGUUCUGGUCAUCUGGGUUUUGGAGCAGUAUGACCUGAAUGCGAGUCUGACUUUGGCACAAUUCCUGACUGCGGGAGCAGAAGUGAUAGCGAAAAGUUCAUCCAAGCCCGUGUGCAAAUUGUUGGCCAAGGACUGGGCCAUAAAUUUCGCCAAACGGAACGUGGAUUUUCUUCAGGUGACUGAUGGCUGUGCGCUCGAAUCAAAGUUACCAGAAGAGCUUUGUGACAAAUUCAAAAUGUUUUGCCGUGAUUUCUCAACUCUUGAACAAUUGUAUCAGCCCGGAAGCAUUGGGAACGUCGAUGAGAUCUUCCUUACUCUAGAGAGUGAAGGCAGAGAUGGGAAGUUGAAACUGUUCCAACCAUCUGGACCCAUGGGUUAUGCCUUGAGCACUGUUCUCUUCUGUAGUCUGGCUGAUGGUCGUCUCCUGCCUCCGUUGUUGACCCUGAAUCAGGAUUGCAAAAACGAAGCCAGCGGCGUGCAAGAAAUCAUCAUGCCUGCGAAUUGCGUUGUCGUGAUCAGCAAAAACGGAGAGACAAAUGCGGACGUUUUGAAAAUCUGGCUCAAGAAAAUCUGGACUCGGUACGUUUCGGCACCGAGUUUGUUGUUGUUGGAUAGUUACCCUUGCCACGACGAUGAAUCGUGGCGUGAUGCCUGCAACGAUCACGGAGUCACUCUUCAUCAUUUCCCACUGGGAUCAGCUUGCAGGAAGCAGCCCAUCGAUGUGGCUGCCAAGAAAUAUUUUAGCGAAAAGUUUGUGGACCGAUUGCUGACGUCAGUUCCCCCUGGAAGGGAGGUCGAGUCGAAGAUACUGGCCAUUUGUGACGCAGUGGUUGCUGCUUGGAGAGCUGUAGGGAUGGACAGGAAGGAUCUGUUGAAACUAAGCUUUGACAAGCUUCGCAUUUCCGAACCGGAUGCAAUCUGAUUAUCUGAGGACCUAUUGGACCCGGCGAAGGAACUACUGCGAAAUUUUGUUAUUGAAACGAAUGUGAUCCAUCAAUUUUCAAUCCGGAGUGUGUAGAAGAUUGCUUUUGUGUUACCGGUUAUUACACGAACGGUCAUUAAUUUCGCUGAUGAACAUUUCAAUUACACCCGGUGAUUGUUUUUUUUUAUAUACCAAUG